Molecule: messenger RNA, 1494 nt
Organism: Sclerotinia sclerotiorum 1980 UF-70
Lineage: Eukaryota; Fungi; Ascomycota; Leotiomycetes; Helotiales; Sclerotiniaceae
Exons: 4
Coding region: 1-1494 (497 amino acids)
Biological process (GO): amino acid transmembrane transport
Cellular component (GO): endoplasmic reticulum
Molecular function (GO): amino acid transmembrane transporter activity
Source: RefSeq, a predicted model, not a curated record
AUGGCAAAAGCCAAAUCGCACAGCAAUCGCAGAAAUGGCGAACCUGCAAGUCACAAUCCCGAAGAAGACAUUGGACUUCUCGCAGAAGAAGCAGGAAGUGAAGAUGAGGAUAUCAUAGUUCAUUCUGGAGCAGGAGAACAAGGACAGAAUCAGGAACAUGCACCUCGAACGCCUAACCGUGUACGAUUCGAUUUACCUGCUUCACAAAAUGGGGAUUCGGAUACGCAUAAUGGGAAUGGAUCGCUAGGAUAUGACGAGGAAUUACAUGCGCAUCCCUCAUCUCGAACGGGUUCUUUUACACCACUCCUCACAGGCAUUGAAGCGCCCUCCGUAACCGUCGCAUCUAGUCCAUGGACCGACGACGAAGAUAUACAUACAUGGGCUGAACGCGAACGAUCGCGUCCGAAAUCCAAUCUGCGGAAUGCAUUUAUGAAUAUGGCGAAUAGUAUAAUUGGAGCGGGUAUCAUUGGGCAACCUUACGCAUUUCGUCAAGCGGGUCUCUUGACUGGAGUUAUUCUUUUAAUUGCUCUCACAAUAACGGUGGAUUGGACUAUUCGACUUAUUGUCAUCAAUUCGAAAUUAAGUGGGCGGGAUAGUUUUCAGGGGACGGUGGAGUUUUGUUUUGGGAAGACGGGUCUGAUUGCCAUUAGUGUUGCGCAAUGGGCUUUUGCGUUUGGGGGAAUGAUAGCUUUUUGUAUUAUUGUAGGGGAUACGAUACCGCAUGUUUUGAGUGCGGUUUUCCCGGGAUUGAGAGAUGUACCGGUGCUGGGACUAUUGGCGAGUAGAAGGGCUGUUAUUGUAGUUUUUGUGCUGGGUGUAAGUUAUCCUUUGAGUUUGUAUCGGGAUAUUGCCAAGCUGGCGAAAGCAAGCACUCUAGCGUUGAUCAGUAUGAUGAUCAUAUUAUUCACAGUAGUAACACAAGGGUUCAUGGUACCCAAAGAAGACCGAGGGGGAUUCACCACACCCCUCCUCACCAUAAACGACGGCAUAUUCCAAGCCAUUGGCGUAAUCUCCUUCGCCUUCGUCUGCCACCACAACUCCCUCCUAAUCUACGGCUCCCUCCAAACCCCCACCAUCGACCGUUUCUCCACCGUAACUCACUACAGUACCUUCAUCUCCAUGGUCGCCUGUCUCCUCAUGGCCCUCUCAGGGUUCCUAACCUUCGGCUCCAAAACCCUCGGCAACGUCCUCAAUAAUUUCCCCUCCACAAACCCCCUCGUCAACCUCGCCCGUCUCUGCUUCGGCCUCAACAUGCUCACCACCCUCCCCCUCGAAGCCUUCGUCUGCCGCGAAGUAAUGUUCAACUACUGGUUCCCCGGAGAACCCUUCAACAUGCAUCUCCAUCUUAUAUUUACCUCCUCACUAGUCGUCAGCGCCAUGAUGCUAAGUCUAGCAACGUGUGAUCUCGGUGCUGUCUUUGAAUUAAUCGGCGCAACGAAACGUGGAGAACGUGGAUGGCGGGCGCCUGUGUGGCCUUCGGGGGCGCAGUUAUGA